CAUGUCCCGUGACCUCGGUGUUGUUGAUUGGGCAGCUGACAAGUCCUUCCCAGCCUGUUUCUAGCCGUCAGGGUAGGUUGUGGCGGCUCCGAGGGCUGGAGGAGCGGAAAUCCCGGGUACGGCCAGCUAGGGUGGGGAAGAGAUUGGUGUCCGCCCUCCUCCAGUAUUCUCGGCUGGAUGCUCGGCGCCCUGUGACCAGGCUCCGGAUUCGGGCCAGUGAGCGAACGUCUCCCCCCCGGGAGGGAGAGGCCCCCGGUGCGGGCCACAGUGCCGGGGGGAAGGGAUGACUCUGGACUCCAUGAUGGCCUGCUGUCUGAGUGAGGAGGUGAAGGAGUCAAAAAGGAUCAAUGCCGAGAUCGAGAAGCAGCUGAAGAAGGACAAGAAGGACUCCAGGCGGGAGCUGAAGCUGUUACUGCUAGGUACAGGAGAAAGUGGGAAGAGCACAUUCAUUAAACAGAUGCGAAUAAUCCAUGGUACUGGCUAUUCAGAAGAAGACAAAAAGGGCUUUACCAAGCUUGUUUUUCAGAAUAUCUUUACUGCAAUGCAAUCUAUGAUCCGUGCCAUGGAAACAUUAAAAAUUCUUUACAAAUAUGAGCAGAACAAGGCUAAUGCACUCGUUGUGAGAGAAGUUGAUGUGGAAAAAGUGUGUACAUUUGAACAGCCAUAUAUUAGUGCAAUCAAAACCUUGUGGAAUGACCCAGGUAUCCAAGAAUGCUAUGAUAGGCGUCGGGAAUACCAGCUGUCAGACUCUGCCAAAUAUUACUUGUCUGACGUGGAACGUAUUUCCAAGCCUGGGUACCUGCCCACACAGCAAGAUGUAUUGCGUGUCAGAGUGCCAACAACUGGUAUUAUAGAGUACCCCUUUGACUUGGAAAACAUCAUCUUUAGAAUGGUUGAUGUAGGAGGUCAAAGAUCUGAGCGGAGGAAGUGGAUACACUGCUUUGAGAAUGUUACAUCCAUAAUGUUCCUAGUUGCCCUUAGUGAAUAUGACCAGGUUCUUGUGGAGUCUGAUAAUGAGAACCGGAUGGAGGAGAGCAAGGCUCUUUUUAGAACGAUUAUCACAUAUCCCUGGUUCCAGAAUUCUUCAGUAAUCUUGUUCCUCAAUAAGAAGGACCUUCUUGAAGACAAGAUCAUGUACUCUCACCUUGUAGAUUACUUUCCUGAGUUUGAUGGCUCAAUCUGUGUCAGCUGCCUGCAAGUGCUUUUACAUGUAUUCAUAGUUCGGAGUGCAUGCAGAGCCUGAUGACAUCCUCCAGGUUUUCUGUGACUUUUUGUAACUGAUGUUUACCCAUAGGCUUCUAUAUUUUUGACACUAAUAUGCAGAUGUUCAGAAUCUGUCUUCGCUACAUGAUAAUUAGUUAUCAGAAGGAAGUCAGCAGUGGUAGCCUGAGUAUUUUUUUGCAUUACAGGUUUAUUUUAGGGUAGGUAUGUCAGACUGGUAUGUUUGGGACCUCGUACGACCCUGAGUAUUUUAAGAUUGAAGAUAGCUUCACUUUUAUUGAAGUUGCCCUCAGGGAUGGGGGUUACCAAAGUAGAAGAUGUCCUUCAAAUUGCAAGAAGCCCUAGUUGCUGUCCAGCUAAUUACUGCAACAGCUUAAGUAAUUUUUAUGUGCAAAAUAACUCCAUUUUACAAUGUAAUGUUUCUAGAACAAAACAGGUGUGGCUUUCUGCAGACAAAUUUUGAUCCCUUGCAUGGUCCACCAGUUUUGAGUUUGACAUGCCUGUUUUAAUAUCUAAGGCAGUAUUUAAAGCUAAAUAAUAAUAACUAACUAUAAAUUGUCUGUUUCCUUUUGAGGGGAUAUUCUUCUGUAUAUUUCCUGUGACUUCAUCAUAGGUCCCCUCGGAGUAUCCAAGUAAAAUUAGCUAGUAAUGUAAUGGUGCCAGACAGAGACUGGCCACACUCUCCCCCAUCACUAAAUAGUAAAUUAUAUAAGUGUUACACAUUUAGUUAACAGACCAAGCAUGAACAUAAUUUUUUUUUUUUUUUUUAGAAACUGAAGUUUUACUGCUACCAUUAAGAUCUCUGUUGCUGAUUGGGGCUCAGGGAAGCAAGCAGCAAGAGGUACAGCAGAGCAGAUACCAAGUCUACUCCACUAAAACCUCACACACACUGUACCCAGAGCUCCCAGGCAGCUGAUCAGUAGAUCUAAUUACAGGGGGAUGGAGAGAGAGAGAGACAUCAGAGCAGACAUCAAGUCUACUCUACUACAGCAUUUUACUUUGCUGUCAGUGUCAUGAGCUCCUAGCCAGGAGGUGCAGGAUGUUGAUCAGUGGGUUUAUACUUCAGGGUAGAAGAAGUACUGCACUAGAGGCAGAUAGAAGGUCUGCUACAUUGAAGCCUUAUACUCAGCGAUCAUAGACAGGAGUUGCGGAAUACUGAUCCGUGGAUUAAACUUCAGGGUGCAGAGGCACCUCAGACAGCAAGACUUACACCAUUGUGCGUUUUCUUCUACUCAAGUGUUGCAGGACACUGAUCAGUGGAUGAAGGCUCAGGGACAGAGCAAGACAGAGAGGCAUAGUAAAGUGCAUCAGCAGCUAGCAUCUUCCUGCUUCUAUUAUGACAUCUGAGCUGCUUAGAAUUGCUGGGGGGGCAGUGAGGAGACCAGUCACCCAGCACAUAGAUGGCACACUGUGGUUACUGGUCUCCACAACAGGAAAUGGUAGCCAGCAGCUAGCCUGAAGACAAGUUUUGAAAAUAGCUUGUUUUCCAGAGAAUGGGGCUUACUGAUUGAACAUAAAUUAUCUGAAGGUAAGCUUGCUGCUACACUAUUGAAUGUUAUUUAUGCUUUAGGGAAUUUGUGAAAUUGAGCUUUUUUAUAAAAAAAAAAGGCAACUAAUAGGUCAUUGUUCAAGCUGUGUCUACAUAUAAGGUGAUAUACUUGCACAUAAUUUUCAUUCUCAUAAUCAAAAUGAACAAAACUUCAGAUUUGUCACGUGGAAAAAGUAAUCACACUAGCGGACACCUGUGCUAGCAUCUAAUUCGGUCAGCUAAAAACAGACAGAUGGGGAUCCGUUCCCCAUCUAUCCAGCAGGUUGGAUGACAGUCGGAUGGAAACAGACAAGUAGUCAGUUUCCAUCCGAACGUCCCAUAUAGAAGCAUGGGGAUCACAGGACGGAUCCCUCCCUGAGCAGGUGGAUGUGCUUGGCAGAGUCCGGCUCAUCUGCAAGGGGCCUUAGGGAGUGUGCACGUGGGACAUGUCUAAUUUAAACCACAGAUAUCUAAAGUCUGGUGUUUUCUUUACUAUUGAUGUGUGGUGUGUUCUUUCUGCCAAUAUCAAUGGAGUUCUCUGAGGCGCUCAGAAGCUGUUGGGUGCCUGGAUGUAUCGCAAGGGAUUUAAAAAGAUCACAGAGUUAAUUAAAAUCAAUCCAUCCACUAUAAGGGAAAAUGUAUCUACAAAUGAGGGAGAUUUGUCCUGGACUGACUGGCCUAGCAAAUUCAGACCAAGAGCUGUCUGAUGCUAAAAUAAAUCUUCCAGAUCUGCAGGUAACUUUUAACAGUUGUUGUCAAACUGCAUGCAUCUACAUUUAGAGAUGGCAUAAUUUUAUCCUACAUGGGAAGUGUGCCAGGAAAAAGUCAUUGUGGUUCAAAAAGGAACAUUGGAGCAAGAUUAUAGUUUGCCAAUGAACAUAUAGGCCUUCUAGCACAAUGUGCUAUGGCUUAAUGAAUCCAGGAUAGAGCUGUUUGGCAAAAGGAACAAUUGACAUGUUUGACUCAAACCAAAGACAGUAUUUCAGAAGAAGAACCUCAUACAGACUAUGAAGCAUUGUGGUAUAAACGUUAUGGGUUGGGGUUACAGCCUUGGCAGCGUGCAGCCAUUGAAUCAACUAUGCGUUCUGUAUCAUAUUAAAGUGUAAGCGUGUGAGGCUAUCUGCCACAAGUUGAAAUAGAUUUUGCAUCACAAUAAUGAUCUUAAGCACACAGAAUGGCCUAGUCAAAUCCUUAUUGGAUUGGAAUGUUGGGGGGGGGGGGGGGGGAAUGGGCAGUUAUGCAAGGAAACCCUCAAACAUCUUGCAACUGAAGGAAUUUUGUAUGGAGAGGUGGUCAGAAAUUUUAGAGUUGAUUCGAGAUCAAUGCAAAACAUCUACAAGGAGUCAUUUCUGGUAAAGGGACAAUACCAGUUUCUGAGACCAAAGUACUUACGUUUUGCACAACACGGAUGCAUCUGUUGAUAUUUUAUAAUGGAAAAGACAUUUUUUACUUUGUGUUAGGGUGUUUUCAUACUGAUGUGGUUCAGUUUUCCUGCAGCUUGGUGUACUUUUUCAUGCUGGUUACCUGCUCUUUACAUAGACUUCUAUUAGAUCAGGCGACAGGCGGCUUUGAUGUGUUUUCUGAAAGCGCACCAAAAGUCCUGCGUGCAGAACCGCCCAAUGUUAUAGAAGCCUAUGGCAAAGCAUAGGUUACUUGCAGAAAAACCACAGGUACACUGUGCUGCACCCACGCUGUAGAAAAACGCACAGCAUCAGCAUGAAAGCCCCCUUAUUUUUAAGCAUAAAACCUUUUAUAUGCAGGCAGUAUUUAAAUAAAGAUAUAAUGUUUGGGAAUUUAAAUAUGUUGGAAAAUCAGCAAUUUCCAUGGGGUAUACUUUUCGCAUGACUGUAAUUGUGCCAUUUUCAUACCAGCAAUAAGGUAAAGUAUUUGUAACUUUCAUAAUCACCGGUAGAUUCCAGAGCUUCAUGCAUUGCCAUUUAUAGUCAUUUCGAUUUCACCCUCAGGAUUUCAAUUGUGCAUCAGAAAUCUUGUUAAGACAUGAAGCUGUUGUAGUUUACGACCCCCCUUCCUUAUUUGUAUAGAUUUAAUAGUUAUACACAGCCAAUACCUUUAUGCUGCUUUUUGUAGUUUCUCUGUGUUUUUUUGCAUUGCAAAACUGGAACUGGCACGCCUACAUUGGUCCCAUUCCAGUGGGUGUAAAGUUUGCUAAACACACACACUUUUCUGAGAACGAGAAGCGCAGAGAUACCUUCUUGUGCUCAUUUGCAAUGUUCGGUUCCACUAAACCCCUUCUUCUCAAUUCAGCCUACCACAGUAUACAUUUUCAAAGAAAGGGGAACAGUCCUUAAAUGAUCAAAUUUGCAAUAAUAGUUACUGGAUAUGCUCACAGACUUACAGAUUAAGUACUAAGGGCCAGAUUCACAGAAGACGUACGCCGGCGUAU
Messenger RNA from Rana temporaria (common frog), 5153 nucleotides. Its product is annotated as guanine nucleotide-binding protein subunit alpha-11. Bases 284 to 1243 code for a protein of 319 amino acids. Lineage: Eukaryota; Metazoa; Chordata; Amphibia; Anura; Ranidae. Gene Ontology annotation, molecular function: G-protein beta/gamma-subunit complex binding; GTPase activity; guanyl nucleotide binding. Gene Ontology annotation, biological process: phospholipase C-activating dopamine receptor signaling pathway; action potential; adenylate cyclase-modulating G protein-coupled receptor signaling pathway. Gene Ontology annotation, cellular component: heterotrimeric G-protein complex. The transcript is spliced from 7 exons. The record is from RefSeq and is a predicted model, not a curated record.